AUGGCAGCUUUAUACUUGAGUUUGGCUUUUAUAGUGUUUGCGAAGGAUCUUGUAUUUCAGCAGCAUAUGGGUCGUGGAAGGCUGUUUUUGCCGACUAGGUUCGGGCUAGUUCUUGUAGAUGAUAAUGGGGUAUAUGAAGAUCCAAUUGAAGAUAAUAAUUUGAAUCUGGAAAAUAAAGGAGAAGAAGAGGUAAAAAAUGAUUAUAAAAAUAUUGAUGAGGAGGUUUUAAAUGAAGAGACAAUAAAGAAAAAUGAUGAAUUAUUGGGUAAAAAUGAAGAAAGUAAUAAUAUUGGGAAUUUUAAUGGGACAAAGUUUGAAAUUAGUGAAGGAAAAGAAAAGGAAAUAAGUGAUGGGACAAUUGAGACUUCAAGCCUUGAGAUUGAGGAUAGUUUUGAAGAUAAAAAUAUAGAAGAAGAGCAGAAAAAUGAAGAGGAGAGUCCUUUGAUUUUUCAGUAUCAAGCUUCAAAUAUUCAAGAUGAAUCUACUGAGUCUCUUAAUAAGAAAACUGAAGAAGAAAUAUCAGAAGACAACAGCCUUUCUUUUGUGAUUUUAUCUUUUAUAGGAUGCACAUUUCUGAUUUCGCUAAUUUAUUUGCAUUAUAAACACUAA
This is a messenger RNA of Blepharisma stoltei, 609 nucleotides long. The record is from the annotation of a GenBank genome assembly. NCBI's taxonomy places the organism in Eukaryota, Ciliophora, Heterotrichea, Heterotrichida, Blepharismidae.